AUGACAAUGGAUGCUCUGCAACUAGCGAACACUGCCUUUGCAGUUGAUAUGUUCAAAAAACUAUGUGAGAAGGACAAAACAGCCAAUAUUAUUUUUUCUCCACUGUGUACCUCAACGUCUCUGGCUCUGGCAUAUAAAGCUACGAAAGGUGAUACUGCAGACCAAAUGAAACAGGUACUCCAUUUAAAAGAUGUCAAAGAUGUUUCUUUUGGGUUUCAAACAAUAACUUCAGAUGUUUCCAAACUCAGCUCUUUCUUUGCACUGAAAAUGGUCAAACGGCUCUUUGUAGACAAGUCUCUUAAUCCUACCACAGACUUUGUCAACUCCACAAAGAGGCCUUUUCCAUCUGAACUGGAAUUAGUGGAGUUCAAAGAAAAAACCGAGGAAACACGGCAGAACAUCAACAAAUCUCUUUCAGAGUUAACUGAUGGCAAAAUGGAGAAUAUUUUGAAUGAGGAUAGUGUAAGUGACCAGACUCAGAUCCUCCUAGUUAAUGCAGCUUAUUUCAUCACGAAUUGGAUGAAGAAGUUUCCAGAGGCAGAGAUCAAAGAAUGUCCUUUUAAAGUCAACAAGACUGAAACUAAACCAGUGCAAAUGAUGAAUCUGGAAGCUACUUUUUGCCUGGGCUAUGUAAAAGAAUUAAAUGUUGCUAUCCUUGAGCUGCCAUGCCUUAACAAACAUAUAAGCAUGCUCAUUAUGCUGCCCAAAGAGAUUGAAGAUGAGACCACUGGCUUGGAGAAGCUGGAAAAGGCACUCACCCCAGAGACAUUAUUACAGUGGACGAAUCCCAGCAUGAUGGCUAACACCAAAGUGAAUGUAUUUCUUCCCAAGUUUAGCGUGGAAGGUGAUUAUGAUCUGAAGCCACUUCUGGAAAGCCUGGGAAUGACAAAUGUCUUCAAUGAGAAUGCAUCAGAUUUCUCUGAGAUGUGUGAGACAAAAGGUGUGGUUAUGUCAAAGAUCAUCCACAAAGUCUCUUUGGAAGUAAAUGAACAAGGUGGCGAGUCACUAGAGGUACCAGGAUAUCGGAUUCUGCAACACAAAGAUGAAUUUAAAGCUGACCAUCCAUUUAUCUUUCUGUUUAGGCACAACAAAACCCGCAAUGUGAUUCUUUCAGGCCGGUUCUGUUCUCCUUAAUCAGGGAAUAUUCAUUAUGAAAGAG
Strigops habroptila (Kakapo) is the source of this 1159-nucleotide messenger RNA. It is a transcript of the gene SERPINB5, whose product is annotated as serpin family B member 5. The record is from RefSeq and is a predicted model, not a curated record. Lineage: Eukaryota; Metazoa; Chordata; Aves; Psittaciformes; Psittacidae. The transcript has 6 exons. Bases 1 to 1134 code for a protein of 377 amino acids. Gene Ontology annotation, molecular function: serine-type endopeptidase inhibitor activity. Gene Ontology annotation, biological process: negative regulation of endopeptidase activity.